AUGGAGAAAUGGAGGCGGUGCCUGGAAGUUCGCAAGCCGGAUGUACUGCUUGUACUAUGCACAAUACGAUUCUAUCAAGACCUGUUUUCUGCCCUGCUGUAUCUCUGUGAAAUCAUAGUAGGAUGUGUGUUUGCGAAAAAGGUUGCAGAGAUUUUUAGGAACAUUGAUAAAACCGAUGAUAUGCUGCGUGGGUUGAAGAUUUGCAUUUCGUACAAGAGAACACACAUUAUGAUUAUAAUUUAUAUAACAGUUGCUUUUGUGGGAGUUGGAGUAAUCUUGUCACUGUUGAUAACGACAGAAUUAUUUCUGGCCUGCUACUCUAGUCAAUUGCCAAACAUACUUGUGGAAAUAUUGUCUUACUAUUUACCUUGCGUUGCUAAUGCAUUGACGGAAUUGCAGUACUUUCAGUACCUGAACUUUCUUCGUCUAAGAUAUAAGAAGCUAAAUAAAUGCUUAUUAGAGAGUACCGAGUUGACGCCUUGUAAAAUUGACUAUGAGUUAGUAUCUACCAUAAGAUUGGUCCAUCCGAAACCUGCUAAACAAGAAACGGCAAAUGAUCCCUUAUACAUAAUAAACCAAGUUACAAAAAUCCAUAUGAUACUAACGGAUACAGCGAGGUUGACCAACAAGACCUUCUGCUUCCAACAAUUGCUUAAAAUUGCCAUAUCCUUCGUUAGUAUCAUCGCAGGGCUGUUCUUGUUCGCUAUGGUGUUCGCUGUAAAAGAUCCAAGUAAGCUACGGAUCGACAAGCUUUUCUUUUUGUGGACUCUAUCCAACGCACUGGAGAUAUUUGUUGUUGUCUGGAUAUCAGCAGAAACUUGUAAAGAGGCUAAUGAAUGUCCCAUAAUUUUGCACAGGAUCAGGAAUAGUUCAGCAAAUGAAGAUUUGAAAAGUCUAAUUGAUCUUCACUCCUUGCAGAUGUAUCACAGUAAAUUGUCAUUCAGCGUGUGUGGGUUGUUUCCUUUGGACUAUUCUCUGCUAUUUUCGGUGGUGGCUGGCGCAACAACGUACUUAAUUAUUUUGAUUCAGUUUAACGUAGAUAUGGUAAAAAUAUAUGACAAUCAAACUGUACAUUAA
Anoplophora glabripennis (Asian longhorned beetle) is the source of this 1077-nucleotide messenger RNA. Its product is annotated as putative gustatory receptor 28a. Bases 1 to 1077 code for a protein of 358 amino acids. The record is from RefSeq and is a predicted model, not a curated record. NCBI's taxonomy places the organism in Eukaryota, Metazoa, Arthropoda, Insecta, Coleoptera, Cerambycidae. Gene Ontology annotation, cellular component: axon; neuronal cell body; dendrite. Gene Ontology annotation, biological process: sensory perception of taste. The transcript has 7 exons.